This is a messenger RNA of Chenopodium quinoa (quinoa), 885 nucleotides long. RefSeq lists its product as uncharacterized. The record is from RefSeq and is a predicted model, not a curated record. The transcript is spliced from 2 exons. Lineage: Eukaryota; Viridiplantae; Streptophyta; Magnoliopsida; Caryophyllales; Amaranthaceae. The coding region runs from base 1 to 885 and encodes 294 amino acids.
AUGGCCGAUUCUAGCAAACUCCAUCCGGCCACUACUGUUAACAACAUCAAAGCAUGUAUUCCGGUGACUCUGGACUACAAGGGAACUCAAUACAACCUAUGCAAGACUCUUUUUCAACUCCACUGCCGUGCAAACAUGGUAAUUGAUUUUAUCAUUCCUCCUCCGGUUGAUCCCUCUGCCAAGAAACCCGACCAAACUGCUGCCGAUUUGGCUUUCUUGCAACGCCUUGAUGACAUUGUUAGACAGUGGAUUUAUGGGACAAUAUCCUUUGACUUAUUCAACACCAUCGCCAACCCCGAUGACAAGGCUGUCAACGCUUGGAAAAGGUUGGAGAAUUUCUUCCAUAAUAACAAAUCUGCUCGUGCUUUAACCCUUGAUGCGCAAUUCACAAACACCAAACUUGACCAAUUUGAUGGUGUUAAAUCAUAUUGCUCACAUCUCAAAGCCCUUGCGGAUAGUAUGAAAAACGUUGGUGACACAGUCUCCGACAAUCGAAUGGCUUUGCAACUUUUGAAGGGUCUCUCGGAGGAGUAUAAACCCUUUCGAACGUCCGUUCGUCAUCUCGAUCCCCUUCCUUCCUUUGAUGCGUUGCGUUCCAUGCUCGAACUUGAGGAGCAAACCAAUGCAUCCGACAUGUCCACACAAUCUCGUGGUGGAAAUUCUCGCAACAGUGGUCGGAAAAAUAAGGGAAAAGGCGGUGGUGGAAAGGGAAAAACUACCACUGCCGGGGGUGCUGGCCGGAACACCCAGCAGCAGCAGCAGCCCCCGCAGCAGCAGCAGCGCUGGGGUCCUGCUUCCCAACAGCAGCAACAGCCUGGGCAGGGGCGGAUGAUGCCCCCUCCUUGGCAGUACUGGAAUGCAGGGCCUUGGGCGUCUCCUCCCUGA